UAUGAAUUCAAUCAUAUUAUGAUCACUGCCUCCUAAUGGUUGAAGGUCUAUCUGACUCUAUGCUAAUGUCCAAGGAUGAUUUUUUAAAAAAUACCUUGGUCCUGGAAGCAAAAAGGUAAAAUCUUCUGCAGAAAAUGCUGGAACUACUUAAUGAAGCACCGUUAUAGUAGGUAACUUGUAAUUGCUGGUUUGUCCAUCUCACAAGGCUCUCUUGGCUUUGCUUACUUGAGCAGUGAAGCAGAAGCUUACUGAACAUGACUGAUUCUGCUGCCAAAAUGAAACCUCUUCAUAACGGUGAUUCGUCAGAAGACUUUUUUGACAUGAACUAUUUUUCAUGGAAUGUCCGGUGCACUCUGAUAGUCGCUGGUUUUAUGUUCUAUUUUGUAGUUUUCCUUUUAUCACACAUGUUCGGCCUUGCACUGUCGCUGACUUACCGCUCCCUGGCAGCAAAGGAGAAGGUUUUCUGGAAUCUUGCCGUCAGCCGUGGUUUUUUUGGGAUCCAGGGCCUGGUGGCAGGUCUUUGGGCGCUCCUCAAGGAUCCUGUCCUGUGGGCUGACAGAAUGCUCGGUCAACAGAACUGGUGCUGGUUUAAUAUUCUGACAGCAGUUGGCUUCUUCCUGUUCGAGAAUGCAGCUCUCCAUGGCUCCAACGUUGUUUUCAAAACCUUUGAUUUGCCUUUGGCUCUCCAUCACUUCUUUGCCAUUUCUGGCUUUGGUAGCGUUCUGAUAUGGGACAAUGUUGGCCACUAUCUGCCCAUGCUGAUAUUGCUGCUGGAAAUGAGUACCCCAUUCACUUGCAUCUCUUGGAUAAUGUUGAAGGCGGGUUUUUCGCACAUGCGGCUUUGGAAACUGAACCAGUGGCUGAUGAUCCACAUGUUCCACUGUCGUAUGAUCCUCACCUACCACAUGUGGUGGGUCUGCUGGCAGGACCUGGACAAAAUCAAGCUCUACGUUCCAGUUCCACAGCUGGUGGUGUUCUUUGCCGGGCUUUUUCUCCUCACAUUCAUCAUCAAUCCAUACUGGACACACAAGAAGACGUUGCAGCUCUUUAACCCAGUGGACUGGAACUUUGCAAAAGAAAGAAGCAGUGUGGCAAAUGGUGAAAGGAACAUGACUCUUAAGAAAGCAACAUGAUGUGGAGCAUACAGCUGCCAUCUGGGUGAUGAAGGAAAUUGGCAAAUGGGCAACAUUUGACACUUAAAUUGUACAUCAAUUUGGGUUCAGGCCUGUCCCCCAGACUUGGAACUUGUUUAUGUUUUAAUUGUCACUACCAUCAAAGUAUUCCUACAGUCCAAGUUAUGCAGUGAUACUGACCGUGAGGCAGAAAAGGUUUUGAGAAAUUGAAACUGUUGGUUUACAUGUAUAUGGUUUGAACACUGAUUUGACAAUUCCUUCUUAAACCUUUCAUGAGAUUUUUUUGGCAAUUGAUUCUCAGAAGGUCCUUUUUUUAAAGUAAUUCAUCAGACAGUAAUAAAUAGUAACUAACUGAUUGUAUUAAUGUUUUUGGAUAAUAUAUUCCUUUGACAAUGUCAUUGAGCUUGUGUCUACUUCCUGCUCAUUGUGAUAAAUACUUAACUUAUCUGCACUCACACUAGUAAAACUUUGCUGCAGUAGAUUCUUCUUUGACAUUUAAGACAUCAUGGUAACUUUUUCAGUAUUUUAUCUCUUCAUAUAGUUGUUCACUGUUAAACAGUAUUUUACAUUCUUAAUAUUGAUUGCUGAAGAUCCAGUAUGUGCCCUGUAAUAAUUAACUGUGUGAAAUGUAAGGUUUCUAUAAGCUGCCUAUGCUAUAUUGAACCUGAAGUUUGUGUAUUACUGGAAGGAAAGUCCUACAAGAACUCCCUUAGUCCUGGCAGAGGAAAUGCCAAUUGGACACUUAUUUAAAAGGCUAUUUGUAUUACAGUUUAUUUGUAUUUUGUGGAUGUUACCUGUACAAUUUCUAGAACUGGCUAAUUUCCAAAGAAAGUCUUGCGCUUGUUUUGCCAUAUUACUGCUGGUUUAGUUUUAUAAUUUGCCUCAUAACCUUUGUACUCUUUGAAGAUAAGCAACAGAGCAAUUUUUUGUUGGAUUUGCAAGUUUUAUACUUCCUCAUUGUCAUGAUUCUUGUCAACAAAGGAGGGAAAAUCGCAACACUUCCAAUUCGGGCAAAUUCAGUGUGAAGGUGAGCAGCCCACCUGUCCUCUUUAAAGAGCACAGGAAGAUGGAAGCACACAAAAUACAGGAGGAACCCAGCAGGUCAGGCAGCAUCUAUAGGGAAAAAAAAGUAAACAGUUAGUGUUUCAGGCCGAGACCCUUCAUCAGUAUUGCUUUGAUUUCCAGCAUCUGCAGAUUUUCUCUUGUUUGUAGUUUGAAAAGUUUGUCUCCAGUUCCAAAGGACAACAUUUUUGAUUGAAGUUGUGAUGAUUGUUUGAAACAUCUGCUUUGAUUCAAAUAGUUAGCGAAAGGUGAAGAACUGACCACGGAAAUGUGAGAGUAAUUUUCACUAUACCUUUUGGGAGGUUUAAGCCUUUGACUUGGGCUGAGUUAAUUUUAAGCUGAUUUUUAAAUUUGUCAGAUUUUAACUUUUUACUGGGUGAUCAAUCUCUGAAACAAGGCAUGGUAAGCUAUGUGUGGUCAGACUAUCCAUACCAGGUUUCCCUCUGGUCCCCAAGUUGAUCUAUUUAAUUUUGGAGUUGGCCUUCAGUAGUCAUUGAGACCCAAGGAUGAAAUCUUGUGUCAGGCUAAUCAAAUUCAUUGUUUUACAAACACUGCAGUAAACAGAGUAAUUGGUAGUCACCAAAAAUAAACCUGUGCAUGCCAAGUGUUUAAGGAUGAUCUAGUCACAGUUUCUGAAAUGGGGGAAAGGGUUUUACUAGUCAGUUAAUGAAGGAAAAGACGGAGAGCUAAGAGCAAGUCUUGAAGAAAUUUGGCCAGGCUUUGAAAUUUGGUUCUAUUCCAGGAAAGUAGUCCAAAAAUGUUUUUCCUUUUGUUUUCUAAGUGCAAGAUGAUUUUAUUAUUUUGACAAGGGAUUGUAGUUGUCGCCCAAUGAGAAUGGUGGAAACAGCAGCUGUAUAUGAUCGCUUAUUUAAAUAAACCAGCCCAACCAUUGCUCAAGUCCUUGAGUUCUCAUUCGCUUCUUUGUAUAAGUUUGGAGAUGUGAUUUAAAAAAAUGCCUCAAUAAAGAACAGCAAGUAAGCAUUCAUGGGUUCAUGGCCUAUUCAGAUGGCAAAACCGUUCCUAAACACAUUCUGUGUGUCUUCAAGCUUCUGUACCUCCCUGAUGGUAGUAAUGAGAAGAGGGCAUGUGCUGGUUGGAGAGGUUCCUUCAUGAUAGAUUUUGCCACCUUGAGGCAGUGCCUCUUGAAAAUGACCUCACAGGUGGGUUGUGCCUGUGACAGAGCUAGCUAGCUUCUGCAGUGUUUUUCAUCAUGUGCAUUGGAAUCAACAUAUCAGGCUGUGAUGCAACCAGCCAGAAUAGAACAGUACAACACAGUACCAGCUCUUUGGU
Molecule: messenger RNA, 3485 nt
Organism: Mobula hypostoma (lesser devil ray)
Lineage: Eukaryota; Metazoa; Chordata; Chondrichthyes; Myliobatiformes; Myliobatidae
Gene: cln8
Product: CLN8 transmembrane ER and ERGIC protein
Exons: 3
Coding region: 255-1133 (292 amino acids)
Biological process (GO): nervous system development; lipid homeostasis; phospholipid metabolic process
Cellular component (GO): membrane; endoplasmic reticulum
Molecular function (GO): ceramide binding
Source: RefSeq, a predicted model, not a curated record